AUGGCCAAUGCUGCCUGGAAAAUCUGGAAGUGUAGAUGUUGCUGUGUCUUUCAGGGAGUAAAACCGAAUCCUAUAAAAGUUAUUAGGCGGAUUGAUACCUUAAAUUUCAUGACAGGAAAGAAGAUGAAAAAAGGAAAAACUAACAAUUAUGCUUCUCUACCAGACACUAUCAUAACUUGGAAACCCACGCAUGAUUUUGAUUUCUAUAUAAAUUGUGAUGCUUCAUUUAAAUUACCUACUACUGCAUGUGGUAUUGGACUAAUACUCUUAAAUUAUGCAGGUGAAUUCACAACAACAAGGUGUGGAUAUGCUGCUGGAACCUUGAGUGCUGAAGAGGAUGAAUGUGAGGCUCUCUGGUGGGCAGUUAAGUGGGCCAAAGAGCUGAACAUUCAGAAACUGUGCUUCAUAAUAGAUGCACAUAAGGUGGUUAGUGGAGUUAACGAAGAUCUUAAUAGUAUUUGCUGGCAGAACCAUCCGGUGCUAUCAGACAUCAAAGAAGUUUUUCAUUCUUUUCCUUCCUGGUCUUUAUAA
Molecule: messenger RNA, 531 nt
Organism: Papaver somniferum (opium poppy)
Lineage: Eukaryota; Viridiplantae; Streptophyta; Magnoliopsida; Ranunculales; Papaveraceae
Exons: 1
Coding region: 1-531 (176 amino acids)
Molecular function (GO): RNA-DNA hybrid ribonuclease activity; nucleic acid binding
Source: RefSeq, a predicted model, not a curated record